CUGUGAAAGAAGAUUGUUGGUGAUUUGACUGAGUACGAUUUUCUAUUAAAGCAAGAAUUUUUCAAACUCGGAAUUUUAAACAAAAUAGAUUUUCAUAAUGCACUAUGGGCUAUUUUGGGGUAGGAAAUGCCUCUAAAUCUAAAAGUGCCAGGAAACCGAUUGUAAAAAAGCUGUACAUAACUGUAGCUAUUUUAAUUAUAUUCAACUUGAUAUUUUUCUACAAUCCAUUAAAAUCCAGGGACAUUAGCAUUUCCGAUAAUUCAGACGAUAAUGAAUAUGAAGAUAGCAAUUUUCCAAUCGAGCUAUCCAAAAACUCUCUCCAACUGAUCCAGUACCCUGCAGGGACACACCCUGUGUACAGAAAAUGGAACAGUAAUAUAAAUCUGAACAACAGACCAAAAAAAAUUUUGAUAUGGAAUGCAUACUGGGAAUCCACAGCCAUGUGGCACAAAAUAUUUUACGAAAUCGUAUACAAACAAUGUCCUCAGUCUAACUGCGUCAUGACUGUCGAUAAGAACGAGUUGGAUCAUGCAGACGCAGUUCUUUUCCAUUUAAUUGACAUUGCAAAAGAAAAUUACACGUUUCCUGCUAAUCGAAAUCCAGAUCAAGUAUGGAUUGGAAUGACAUACGAGCCACCCUACAUUCUUAAAUUCAGCAACCUCAACUUUACCAGGCUGAAUGGAAUAUUCAAUCGAACAAUGAGCUACCGAUCUGAUUCCGAUGUUGUCGUACGCCACGGAACCUACGUCAAAGUUGUCGGAGAUAUCCAAGCAUAUCCAAACUAUAUGUCGGACUGGAUUGGUUCCCAUAAAGUAUCACCAGAGAAAAACUAUGCGGAGGGGAAACGACGUCUCAUUUCUUGGUUUGCCAGCUCCAGAGGAUGCAAAAGUCAGAGUCGGCGUGAGAAGUAUGUCAAGGAAUUGCAGUCUUACAUUCCCGUCGAUAUUUUUGGAGCUUGUGGUCCCUUCAAGUGUGGAACACAAAAAACCAUGAGAAACCCGUAUAAAGUGGAACAUGAUGAUUGCUAUCUUCUUGUGAGUGUCGCCUACAAAUUUGUCUUGGCAGCGGAAAACUCGGUGUGCGAAGACUAUGUCACUGAAAAAUUAUACAACCAUUUGAAGCUUAAUGUAGUCCCAGUUGUGUACGGGGGUGCAGAUUACAAUAAGUAUGCUCCACCAAACUCUUUUAUCGAUGCUUCAAAAUUUUCGCCAAAAGAAUUGGGAGAAUAUUUACUACUUCUGGAUAAGAAUGAUACCCUGUACAAUCAAUAUUUUGAGUGGAAGCAAAAUUAUUACAUUGCUUCACAUGACGGCGUUCCCCUGGCGUGCGACUUGUGUGAGCAGUUACACAAUCCAAAUUGGCUUUUAGAGAGGAAAGUCUAUGAACACUUUGAUGAGUGGCUGGAAAGUGGAUGCCGCAAAGGAUGGUAUGCACAACCUUCGCAAUAAUCUACCCAGAAGUUGAAGGCCACUUGAACAACAACAGUAUCAUAGGCUGCAAAACUAAGGUACUGGACGUGAAGGGGCAGUGGAUCAACCCAGUGGAGCAACGGGAUUUCACUCCCUUCGUGGUACACCAACAAUUCUCCGUUCUUCCUG
This is a messenger RNA of Folsomia candida, 1598 nucleotides long. RefSeq names its product alpha-(1,3)-fucosyltransferase C. The coding region runs from base 105 to 1448 and encodes 447 amino acids. NCBI's taxonomy places the organism in Eukaryota, Metazoa, Arthropoda, Collembola, Entomobryomorpha, Isotomidae. The record is from RefSeq and is a predicted model, not a curated record. The transcript has 9 exons. Gene Ontology annotation, cellular component: membrane. Gene Ontology annotation, molecular function: alpha-(1->3)-fucosyltransferase activity.